Molecule: messenger RNA, 2400 nt
Organism: Clonostachys solani
Lineage: Eukaryota; Fungi; Ascomycota; Sordariomycetes; Hypocreales; Bionectriaceae
Source: the annotation of a GenBank genome assembly
AUGGCGCACCAAAACAUUUUCCUCAACCCAGACCUUGCUCCGGGCGAGUUCCGUACUAUGUCGAUAGCUCCAGAUGGUGUUGUCUCUGUUACCAAUGGAGGCUACCUUGGCGAGGAGAGGUCUUUAUCCAUCACUGAGGCCAGAGACAGAGCAUCCCGCUCGUCCAAGGCCAUCUUGGAGGCAAUCACGCUCUUAAUCAAUGUGCUUGAUCGCCACGAGGCCACUAUCCACAAGCGUUGGGCAAAGAGGAGCACCCGGCAGCGCCAGGAUCUCCUCCGCAGGGCAUGGCCCGACAUGGCUGCUGCCCACGCACCCGACCUUGCAGCCUACAAGCGCAGAUCUAAAGCCCGGGGUGCAUCUGAUGGAGACGACGGCUUGGACAAGAAUUAUGCGCUUCCGUACAUGAACUUGGAGGACUUGGCGCGUGGGAAUGCAUUGCUUGUUCUCCUCAAUUCCAGAGUGAGGCAUCCUCCGUCCCAGUUUGCGGUCCUGGAUGAGCAAAGUCUCGGAUUCGGUAUCUGGGCCGAGGCAUUGAAACCCCCGCCCUUUUACCACGUGCCCACGGGUCUCCUCGUUCUUGAUGUUCAAGCAACGUUGCUUCAAGCUCUGCGGGACAUCGUGGCUCUCAUUCUGCAGGACAAGCCGUUGGAGGUGUACGCCGAGACGGGUCCUGUCGCCCCAGAACUCCCUCCUUUGUCCCUCUACCCUGGAGAGGAUUCCCCCUCGGUGACAGAUCUGGCACUUGCACGUCCCUACCUCGUCCCCGAGAAGGUGGACGUCGCUCGGCUGUCCUCGCUCGCCCGCACCCGCAUGGCAGAAUGGGUAGACUACGGCUGGGCUAUGCGUGAGGACCCGGGUUUUCUCGCGGAAGUCAUCGGAGAUUGGCAUGAACACUCGAGUGCAAACGUAAAAUCGUAUAGUGGGAGACUGGACCCUGCUACCAAAACCAUAAAAGGACAACUAACGGAGUGGUCCAAAAACGCCAGCAGUGCCAUUAACGAGCCGUACGAGGGGAUAGCGGUGUGGGGGUGUUUAGCCAAGCAGUUCGGCAAGCUUGCCUCUCUCCAUGAAAAGUUCGCCAGUGGCGAGUAUGAAUGUGAAGACGAGGAGGAUGUCCCCGGUUAUCGUGCUAUUUUGAAGCGCAUCAUCACUCUCCUUGAGCUCCGUGUCAUCGAAAAAGGAGCACGCGAGCUCAGGACCAUCUUGCCAUGCUCACCUCCUUGGCGGGAUCUUUUUGUCUGUGGGGAGAGGGGGGGCCUCAACUUAAAGAACCCGGCCAACAUGAAUAGGCACGAGGUGCUUUGGCUGAUGGGCCAGCUCGGCGAUCGUGAGUCGGACGUCCCGCUCAGUGUGGCCGCUAUAGAACUCGCCCAUCUCAUCCACACGGACAAACAGCAGCGACAGAAUAUCACGGCUCUCUCGGCCCGUUUCAUCGCAGAUCUGGGGCUGGCAUGCGAGCUCCAUAAACAGGUUCGCAUGCUCAGCCCAAACUAUUUCGCAAGACUUGGCGCCAAGUUCACCUUCAAGCCUGAAGAGUUGGCGCAGGUGGUGAAGGACUCUGAACUUUUGGGCGUCCUGACGCCGCUACAUCAUCUCAAAAUGAUUUGCUCAAUUGCACACUCGGGAGACAAAUACUUGAAUCUCGGUGCAGAAGUCGAUCUGUCGAAUGGGAACCUGAGAUAUCCGGCCAGCAGGAGCCGCACCAAGGAGAACACCGAGACUCUACAGGCAGCGGAGCGUCACCUUGAUGAGAUAUGGGACAAGUACGAUGCGCAUCUCGAAAAGCAUUUAUCCACGGAAACUAUCGAGAAACUUCAGACUGGGGUACCCAAGAAGGAGGAGCUGCGACGAACCCCUGACUGGGUUGAACCUGAGACCAGACCCGCCCAACAAACGAUCGAGGACCUAGAACCAGUCAAUGUCAAGUUCGACGGGUGGACCGACGAGCCUUUCAACAAGAGCAAGCUGGAAAUAAGGGUGAAGCCCAAGACAACCGGGCAGCCGGGCUCGGGUUACGACGAGGAGAGUUCACAGACACCUCUAGACCAUGCCCAAGAUCUUGGUGCUUACCUUCCCCGAUUCACAUUGAAAAAUCGUGCAUAUCGCACCUUUGGCGUGGUGUUCCACGUUCCCUCAUCAGACGCAUCACCAGGCGAAGUGGCCUGGACAGAUUUCUUGCAUGCUAUGCGUGCCGUGGGAUUUAAUUCCGAGAAACUGUAUGGUUCGGUAUGGCGAUUUACCCCCAAGGAUGGGAAGAUACUCGGAGAGAGUGCGAUCAACUUCCACGAGCCACACCCUAGCGGAAAGCUGUCAUUUUGGACAGCUAGACGGUAUGGGAGGCGACUAACCAGAAACUACGGAAUCACCGGGCAAAGUUUCUCCUUGGGAGAGAAGGAGUAG